Molecule: messenger RNA, 1534 nt
Organism: Phacochoerus africanus (Common warthog)
Lineage: Eukaryota; Metazoa; Chordata; Mammalia; Artiodactyla; Suidae
Gene: TMEM238
Product: transmembrane protein 238
Exons: 2
Coding region: 867-1403 (178 amino acids)
Source: RefSeq, a predicted model, not a curated record
UGAUAUAUCUCUGUGUCUUCGGCCUGACCAGCACAGAGACUCCAAGUGAACAAAAGGAAUGACAGUCCCUUGGCACCCCAUUAGCGCGCUUUGAUGUGAUCUUGUCCAGCAACUCCUCGAAGGGAGGGCAGGGACCUUGUCUGGUCCAUCUCUCUGUGCACCUGGACUUCGCGAGUAAUACAUCCUGAGAGUCUAAAGACCCCAGGAGAAACCUGAGCCAACGGGAAUGUUGGGGGUUACCCUCCUGCCUUCAUCACGGAACUCUGAUCCGAUGGUGGCGGCAGAGUUCCUGUGAGUGUCUGAUCCGCCUUUGCGAUCAUUAAUCAUUCGCUCUGGGCCACACAGGAGGCCGGCAGUGACUGAGAGCAGCCUCAGCUCCACGGAGCCGUUUCCUUCCUUAAGGCACUCUGUUGACUCCCUGCCUCCCAGAGUUCCUUGAGGUUCAGGGCCUUGUCUGAUCCUUCUUUUUCACCCCAUCUGUUCCCACUGGUGCACCGGGGGCGGAGGCGCCUGGAGGCAGGCACUGAACAGAAACUAUGCUCGGGCUCCCAGAGCGCCCUACGUUGCCUCCACUAGAACACCCUGAAUUUUGACCAUGCGCUGCUCCGGGUUCCUUGGGAUACAGAGGCCGCACGCAUCUUUGCGUCCCGCUGUUCCCAGCAUAGGCUUCUGAAGGCCAGGUCCUGCCCAGAAAACACAGCUAGAGCGCCUCCGGGCCGGGCCAGUCUGCACUGCUCAGGUGACCAGGCGGGAGCUGGGCACACCUGGCGCGGUCCCCUGACCCCGCCCCGGGCCGGGCCGCGCCCGGAACGCGGAAAGCUCUCGGUCGGAGCCAGCGGCGGCGGCGGCGGCGGCGGAGCACGGCCAUGGCGGCGGCGCCGGCGGUAGGCGCCUCGCAGGGGGCCCCGCCGGGCGCACCGUCCCCGCCGGCGGGCGCGCCGGUGCCCUCGUCCGGCCUGGGCCGCUGCCGGAUGGCGCUGCUCCUCGCCGUGGCGCUGGACGUGGCGGGCAUGGCGGCGCUGCUGACCGGCGUGUUCGCGCAGCUGCAGGUGCGCGGCCGGGACUUCGGCGACCUGCUCAUCUACUCGGGCGCGCUGCUCGUCUUCCUGAGCCUGCUCGGCUGGAUCCUCUGGUACACCGGCAACAUCGAGAUCUCGCGCCAGGAGCUCGAGCGCGACUACGGCCUGCGGCCCUCGGCGCUCGCCCGCCUCGCGCGAAAGCUCUCCCGCCGCUGGUCGGCGCCGGCAUCCUCCGCGGCGGGCCGGCGCGCCGUGCCCGGCUCCCGGGGAGCGCGCCGCGCCGCCCGCACGCCCCCGCCGCCGGCCGCCGGCUCCCGCCGCGUGCGCCUGCAGCUCGCCACUCUCGAGGCCGGGCCUGGGGCAGCGGGUGCGGGCACCGAGUGAGCCCGAGGAACACACGGCCCCGCCUGUCAGGACCCGACUGAGACGUGCAGCUGCCCCCAGCAUCUGCCAGCGGCCAGGAUGCCUACCUGCCCUCCAUCUACCCUCCCCCGGAUAAAUGGCUCUGCCUCACA